Funneliformis caledonium is the source of this 156-nucleotide messenger RNA. Lineage: Eukaryota; Fungi; Glomeromycota; Glomeromycetes; Glomerales; Glomeraceae. The record is from the annotation of a GenBank genome assembly.
AUUGGUAGUUUAGUGUACGCAAGAGUAUCUUCAGCAAAUAAAGACAUGGAACCGGAGCUUGAAUGUAUUAAUCCAUCAACAAAUAAAGCGGAUGGAUUUGGUGAAUUAGAAGGUGGAUACGUGAUUAAAUGUUCGCUAAGAUAUUGCAGAAAGUAA